UAAAUGGAAAUGAAUAUGCAUAGAAACCGGCUUCAUUAGCUUUCAUCAUCUCAUUUAUUUCUCUCUUCUAAAAAACCAAAACCAAAAUCUCAAUUCUUCACAAAUUCUCAAUUGAAUCACAAAAUCAAAAUCAACCCUUCACUCAUUUCACCACAAAGUUCAGAUCUUUGAAUUCAUUUUCUCAAAAAAAUGAGAGACAAAUUUUCAUGUUUUAGUGAAAAUUCAAUAAAUGUCUCAAAUGCUUCAUGUUCUAGCUAUUCAAACAACACAUGCAUUUCACCAAAUGUUGUUUCACCUUCAAUCCAAAACUCAAUCUCAAGUGUUUACAAAUUAGUCCUUUCAACAUUGAAACACCUUUUGAUCACUGUUACAUGGUGUAAAAAUCACUCAAAUCAAGGACUUAGCAUAAGUUUUGGUGAUGAAGAUCCUUCAACUGUUCCAUCUUUCAGACUCAACACGAAUUCGAGGUUCUUUCGCAAGAAAAAAGGUAGCAAAAUGCUUGAUUUUGAAGAUUUUAAGGUAACUGUUUUAUGGGAUCUUUCAAAUGCUAAAUAUGAAACAGGACCAGAACCUGUUGAUGCUUUUUAUGUAGUUAUUGUUGUUGAUUCAGAAAUUGGUUUAAUCCUCGGAGAUUCCGAAACUGUUACUAAAAAAAUGAAAGAUAGUGUUCCUAUGGCGAAAAUUUCGCUAUUAUCUCGAAGAGAACAUUGUUCGGGUAACACAGUUUAUUAUAACACAAAAGCUCAAUUUUGUGAUAGUGGUAAUUUUCAUGAUGUUUUGAUAAAAUGCAGCGUCGAAAACGAAGGGUUUAAUAAUAAAUCUUCACCGGUUUUAAGCGUAAACAUUGAUAAGAAGAAUGUGAUUCGUGUGAAGAGAUUGCAAUGGAAUUUUAGAGGGAAUCAAACCAUUUUUGUUGAUGGUUUAUUGGUUGAUUUGCUUUGGGAUGUUCAUGAUUGGUUCUUUAAUCCUCAAGCUUCUGGUUAUGCUGUUUUCAUGUUUAGAACAAGAAGUGGUUUGGAUAGUAGAUUGUGGUUAGAAGAGAAGCAUUCUCAGAAAGAUAAAGACAGAGUUGAAUUCUCUUUGUUGAUCUAUGCAUGUAAGAGCUCAUAAGGAUUAAUCUUUGUUCAUCUUUGCAUUUUUUUAUUAUUCUUCUUAAUUUUCUUUUCUUUGCGUUACUUGGUCUUAACCCUCCGAUUUUCAAACUACUAUUUUGGAAAUCUGAAUUCUGACCGAAAAGUAAGUAAAGUCUGACCAAAGAUGAUUUCUUAGGAUUUGAACUCAGCACAUCUGAAUGAUUCAUAAUUUGUUCUUUUUCUUUUAUCUUGAAAGGAUACAUACUCAUCAUUUUUUAUUUUUUUUUAUUAUUAUUUUAAGAGAAAGAUUUUUAGAAAUUUGAGGGUAUAGGUGAAAAUUGGGUUAUUUUGUGUGUUCUGUUAUUAUUCUCCUUAAUUAGUGUGGAAUUGAUUUUUCUAUUAAUUUAGUGUUGUCACAUAAGUAUUGCAUUUGUGCCAAACAUGAUGGGUCAACAUUUUGAUUUGAUGAAUUUAAGGGUAAAUUAACUCCCUCUGUAUCAGUUUUUUUCUCCUUAAUUAUGAGCCGUGUGGAAUUGAUUCUUUGAA
This is a messenger RNA of Medicago truncatula (barrel medic), 1619 nucleotides long. RefSeq lists its product as uncharacterized. The coding region runs from base 190 to 1110 and encodes 306 amino acids. The record is from RefSeq and is a predicted model, not a curated record. The transcript has a single exon. NCBI's taxonomy places the organism in Eukaryota, Viridiplantae, Streptophyta, Magnoliopsida, Fabales, Fabaceae.